UUAUGUCGUUCCGCUUUAGUACCAUUAAAUAACAGUGCGUUGACGGUUUUCGGAGGCUGCUUGUUUGGUUUGCUCUAAUACAUUAAUUUCAUUCCUCAUAUUUAUUAUUUAAUCUUUAUUCGCCGCCAUGCCCGCCGUCCUCUUUCCCGCCCUUACUUUCGUGCUCUUGUCUCUUCCCGCCGCGGAGCUCGCGCGCAGAGAUGUCCUCGAGCUCGGAUACGCGGACUUUGACUACCUGGCAACAGAGCACGAGACCAUGCUGGUGAAAUUCUACGCUCCAUGGUGUGGUCAUUGUAAGAAAUUAGCUCCAGAAUUUGACAAGGCAGCAACCAAACUGAAGGGAAUCGUCCAAUUAGCAAAGGUGGACUGUACAACAAACACAGAGAUAUGUGGUCAUUUUGGCGUGUCUGGGUAUCCUACCCUAAAGAUCUUCAGGAACGGCAGAGACUCUGCCCCCUAUGAUGGGCCACGCACUGCAGAUGGGAUCUACCACUACAUGAAGAAGCAGUCUGGUCCAGACUCUGUCCAUUUGAAGACUGAUGAAGACCUUCUGGCCUUCAUCAGCCACUUUGAUGCCAGCAUCGUAGGUGUCUUCUCAGGUGAACAGAGUUCUCGGAUGGCUGAGUUUCUGAAGGCUGCAGGUUUACUGAGGGAGCAGUUCCGAUUUGCCCACGUCACAGACCUGAAGCUGGGGGAGAAAUAUGGGGCAGACACUGAGAGCGUGUUGCUGUUCAGACCUCCCAGACUGGCCAACAAAUUUGAGGAUGGAGUCGUCAUCUUUAGCGAUUACUUGACCAUUGGAUCCCUGCGACGCUUCAUCAGAGACCACAUUUACGGAAUGUGCCCUCACAUGACUCUUGCAAACAAAGACCAGUUGCGGGUUCGUGACCUGCUCACAGUCUAUUAUGACCUUGACUAUCAGCAUAACGCCAGAGGCUCAAACUACUGGAGGAACAGGGCAAUGAAGGUGGCAUCAAAGUAUGUUGGACGGGGCUUGACCUUCUCAGUAGCCAAUAAGAAAGACUUCCUCAAUGAGCUAGAGGACGACUUUGGACUCAGUGUAACAGAUGGAGGAGAGCUUCCGAUUGUUACCAUAAAGACAAAACUGGGUCACAAGUACACAAUGAGGGAAGAGUUCACGAGGGAUAGUCUGUCUUUGGAGAGGUUUUUGGACAAGUACUUUGCAGGUCAUCUCAAACGUUAUAUCAAAUCUGAGCCGAUUCCAGAGAAAAACAGUGGUGUUGUGAAGGUGGUGGUGGCCGAGUCCUUUGAAGAUAUUGUCAAUGAUCCACAGAAAGAUGUGCUGAUUGAGUUUUACUCACCAUUCUGUCCACACUGCAAGAAACUGGAGCCAGUUUACAGAGAGCUGGCUGACACGUUAUAUGCUGAUCCACAUGUCGUCAUUGCUAAAAUGAACGCCGUUGAUAAUGACAUUCCGCUGGGCUACGACAUCCAGGGGUAUCCGACCAUUUACUUUCUUCCUGCUGGCAGAAAGGAUGAGCCAAUACGUUAUGAGGGAGGUCGAGAGGUCAAAGAGUUCCUGAAGUUUCUGAAGGAACAUGCGACCCGCAGCCUGAUGCUGAGCAGAUCAAAGGAUGAGCUCUGAUAAAUCCACCAAUCACAGCUAGCCAGCUGUUCUCCAUGACGACAGACACAUGCUGACUUCAACAGAUCGAGAUGGACCAGGGGCCUUGUCUACAACGACUUGUGUGGGUUUCUUACUGAAACAGGAUGUACGCCAAAACCCAGAACUGGCGUAAGCAG
Thalassophryne amazonica is the source of this 1764-nucleotide messenger RNA. RefSeq names its product protein disulfide-isomerase A3-like. Gene Ontology annotation, biological process: protein folding; response to endoplasmic reticulum stress. Lineage: Eukaryota; Metazoa; Chordata; Actinopteri; Batrachoidiformes; Batrachoididae. Gene Ontology annotation, cellular component: endoplasmic reticulum; cell surface. Bases 128 to 1606 code for a protein of 492 amino acids. Gene Ontology annotation, molecular function: protein disulfide isomerase activity. The transcript has 13 exons. The record is from RefSeq and is a predicted model, not a curated record.